GGAACAGCCUUGGGUGCGCUCCUCCGGCGGCUCUUGGUAGGUGUGGGAAUUCCUCUUCUUUCUCUCUCUUCCUUCUUCCCUUGUCCUACUGAUCGCACCUGUUUUGGAGCGAACAGUCAAGCCACGAACGAGGGACGACAUGUCGCCCGCCGCCACGCCAACAGCUCUAUUUUGGACUUUACCUCUGGUCCUCGUCCAUGCCGUCUCCAAGUUCUCCUUCCCCUCGGCCGCCCGUGGCCUCCUCUCCUUCGCCGUCCCUAGCGUCCUCUCUCCCAGUCCCGCCAAACCCGUCUCGUUGCGCCCUAUAGACCCACAAAUAGCCGCCCAACGCGCGAGCACCGACUGCCUCGACGGUCUUCGGGGGGUGGCAGCGUUUGCUGUCAUGAUCUUUCACUAUAGUUCAUUCGCCUAUCCCACUAUCCGAAUAGCGUAUGGCUACAACGGCAACACGAACCUGUUGAAGCUGCCGUUUGUGAAGAUAUGGUACAGCGGUGGCUUCAUGGUCUUCCUCUUCUUCGUCAUCUCCGGAUAUGUGCUCUCAGCCCGAGCCGUUCGGCUCAUGCUUCGACGAGACCGCGAUCGGAUCCUACCAGUCCUAUCCAGCAUGACCUUUCGCCGAGUUGUGCGCCUCGGCCUACCGAGUCUCGUCAUGUCCUUCAUUAGCUUUCUGUGCCAGCGCGCUCAGUUACUAGACAAACCGUGGCCACACUAUGUCCCGGGACUGUGGGGUGACAUCAGGUUCUAUUUCGAGAAUCUCCACGACCUCUUCACGUUCUACAACUGGAACCAGUUCCAUAUCUACUACCUGCCGCCGCUGUGGACAAUCGCCGUCGAAUUCCGCUGCUCGAUGAUUCUUUUCCUCCUUCUCUUGGGAAUUGCGCGUUGCCGGACAGGCCCACGGCUGCUCAUCGAGGCGCUUGUCUUCGUUGACACGAUGCUACAUGACCGCUGGGACCUGGGCUGUUUCGUUCUCGGCCUCCUCGCCGCUGAGAUCCACGUCGGCACGCAAGAAGCCGCAUCGCAACGCAGCAAAGAGGAGGGCCUCCUGCAUAAUGAGGACGCAACCGACUCCUCUUUUCAAUACUACGACGGUGGAGAUCGAGACGCCACCAACCAACGCCGCCGCCACAUCCUCAAGAAGUUGGGCCUAUGGGCUUGCUUCAUUGCAGGCAUGUACCUGGGCUCCGUGCCCACAGAGCACACCUGCGAAACACCUGGGUAUGCCACGCUCUGCAAGCUCACUUGGCAUGGGGAGAAGUGGCGCUACAUCGCAUUGCCUGGUAGUUUCCUUAUCAUUUUCGCGAUCUUGUACCUGCCUAUUCUACAACGCCCGUUAGUCGCCCCGGCGGCGCGCUAUCUAGGCCGCGUGAGCUAUGCUCUAUAUCUCGUUCACGAGCUUGUUAAUAUGCUUAUUGGGGAGGGAAUUAGAAACGCUGGGUGGGCGCUUCUUGGAAAAACUGGAGUGAUGUACCAUUUUGGAUAUGUAUGUGGACUGGUGUUCUACGUGUCGCUGAGUUUAUGGCUCGCCGACAUGUUCAUGAGGGCUGUGGAUAUGCCCUCCACGAAUCUGGCCAGGUGGCUGGAGGAGAAAUGUGUUGAUAAGUCGUAAUUAUCAAUUAUCCCAUGGCGUUUGGAGCGGUUUAUUGCACAAAUUUCAUGUACAUAUUUACUGUCAUCUGGCUUUAGGGGAGAGGCAUUGGGAUGCCCGAAUCGCGGCAAGAUGUGAUCAGUUUCAUACCAAGACAGACCGAGACGCUAUUAAUAUAAAUUUAUGGCUAUCAAGUCUCGGCUUGUUACUUGGCACUUCGGUAACUAUGGGGAACGAUCGUUUUCAAUCCCUUCAAUGGCUUAAUCGACUUAAAUAUGCUUCUAUCCUCAAUCAUGUCAUCCAAAUGCCAUUAGACAUGUCAGGCCUCAGUUGGCGGCCUUUCGGCUUUGCACCGCUCACAUUCGCACUCCAUUCCCAACCAAGGCAAUAGGCUCUCCUGCCUCUCCGCAUAGUCCAUCGUCAACGGCCUUAUAUACGAGAUAAAUAGCUCCUCUCCUUCGUUUACGUCUCGUAGAGCAAACAUCCUCAACGUGCUAUUACUAUCUUCGUGCUCCCAGUCGACAUUCGGUGCACAGCUGUGAUUGAACAUUGAGUACAAUGGGUUCACGGCCGUCCCAGGGAAUCCAUCGAGAGUCUGCCCAUGCUUGUUAUUCUGCAGACGGCAUCUUAUCGUAUGCAAGACCCAGGUGUCGUAAGCGGCGUUUGCGAAAACAUCGAUUCCCAGCUCGCCUAGCACCCGAAUAGGUGUUACGAUGUGGUCUGAGAAGUUGAAGAUUAUCAAGUCGUCGUUUUUAUACGUGGGCGUCAGUCGAUUGAGCAGAGAUGUCUUUAGAGGGUGGAGCGUCGGCUCUUGCAUAGAGAGGGCCAGGACUCGGAGGAGGAGUACUGAGUCCAGAGAGAGGUCGGUUGUUAGUUCUGCUGACUCUGCUGCAGAUGUUAAGAAGCCGAAGUCUUUGCCACAAACGGAGGCGUGGAAGGUAUCCAGGGCCGUCUUAGAGCAGUCUGGACUGCAGUACGGGACGCUACAGCAAUCGUUGAGAAUAUCUUCCGUGAUUCCGCCACAGCAUGUUGGGCAGCGUUCAGCGCUACUUGUGACGCCUGCGACGGUGCUAUCCACGAGGACGGUAUCUGAUGGAGCUAUACUCUUCGUCGCAAAAGCGCCCAGAACGUCUCCUGAGCUUGGGGCGUCGUCCUCUGCGUCAAUGUCCCUAAUAGCACUGCGAGAAACAGUGCUAUUGGUAGAUCGCGCACUGAACUCUCUUUUACACCCAUCGAGGAAGGAAUCCUCUCUUGACACGAAAUCCUCUUGCAUCCACGGAUAAGCCACAGGGUAGACACCGCCGUUACGAAGAGUUGCCUGCAUUUUCUCUUCGCUCAUCUCGCCGGCGUCUACCUGCUCCCGCAGGAUGUCAUCCCUCUGCUUGAACCACGACUUCGCGUUUAGCACCUCCGAUGGGAAAACAGCAUCUUGCGGGAAUCGAAGCACCGCUUCUUGGCUCAGGGUCAGGUAGUCACUACACGCAUUCGAAGCCAUCAGGCCCUCCAUAAGCUCUGACCAAACCUGGAGCUCGAGCUCUUGCAGUUCUGCAACGACGCGCUUCUCAAGGAGCGCUGUCGUUGAAACGAGGUGCUUCCAUGCCACUAAUCUCGGGUCCGUCUCGUGUAGGAGCCUGCUUUUAUCGCACAAAGCCAGAAAGGCUUUCUUCCCGAGUGGGGUGCUUCUUUCCUGGCUCGCUUCAACUAGCAGUCGCGCUUUGUACGCAUCACCGAGUGCCAGCUCUGGGAAACCCAGAAGCCGGAGGCAGCGCGCGCGGAGCAGCCAAGACUCUGGGUCAUACGGCUGUUCCGCAAUACUUUUGGUAAAAGUUUGGAGAUCAGAUGAUUCCGCUGCUAGAUGCUGACGCGGAGAAGACGCAAUGAGUAUUGAACCUUUGGGGAAAGAGAGGUAGUAGGUACCUCUGGGUCGAGGAUUUCAUAUGGCGCUACUUCGCAGGCUGAUGAUGCGGAAAAGUCGUCGUCCCUCCAUGGGUUGUCCAUGGCGUAUCGGUUCGAGGAAAUACUGAUUUAUAGUCACAGGCCUUCUACUAACUCC
Pseudogymnoascus destructans is the source of this 3641-nucleotide messenger RNA. RefSeq lists its product as uncharacterized. Gene Ontology annotation, biological process: polysaccharide biosynthetic process. Gene Ontology annotation, molecular function: acyltransferase activity, transferring groups other than amino-acyl groups. The transcript has 2 exons. The coding region runs from base 140 to 1609 and encodes 489 amino acids. Gene Ontology annotation, cellular component: membrane. NCBI's taxonomy places the organism in Eukaryota, Fungi, Ascomycota, Leotiomycetes, Thelebolales, Thelebolaceae. The record is from RefSeq and is a predicted model, not a curated record.